UGAGAAAGAACAAAGACUUGUUUUCCCUUUAUUUUCCCGUAUGUUAAAACAGAUUUUGAACCUCGCCAAAGGACAGCUUACCAGACAACCGAUCAUUUACUGUAGCAGAACUUUACAAACUAAAUAAUGGAAACUAACAAUGUUAAAACUUUCCAUCAGUUUGUUGUAUGUGAUGAUGAUUUAGAACAACAUUCCAAAGUACAUGUUAAAGAAGAGAAAACUGAUGAUGUCGAUGAAUAUUGUCAUGUUAUAGAAGAGAAAACUGAUGAUGUAGGUGAAUAUUGUCAUAUUAAAGAAAAGAAAACUGAAGAUAUUGAAACUGUUUAUCAGUGUAAUUUGUGUGAUGAAGAAUUUAAAUUAGAAGCAGAUUUAGAAAAACACUGUGAAAUACAUGUUAGUCAGCAAGAUCAAACAGGAAAAAAACCUUAUAAAUGUGAUGUUUGUGGUAAAUCAUUUUCUAGAAACUUUAAUCUACAGCAACACAUCAGAAUUCAUACUGGUGAAAAACCUUAUAAAUGUGAUGUUUGUGGUAAAUCAUUUACUAAGAGUAGGUGUCUACAGAGACACCUCAGAAUGCACACUGGAAAAAAACCUUAUAAAUGUGAUGUUUGUAGUAAAUCAUUUCUUCAUAAAUGUAAUCUACAGAAGCACAUCAGAAUUCAUACUGGUGUAAAACCUUAUAAAUGUGAUAUUUGUGGUAAAUCAUUUAGUAACAAAGGUCAUCUGGAUACCCACAUGAGAAUACAUACUGGAAAAAAACCUUAUAAAUGCAAUGUUUGUAGUAAAUCAUUCACCACUAGUAGUAAUCGACAGUCACACAUAAAAAUUCAUACUGGUGAAAAACCUUUUAAUUGUGAUGUUUGUAGUAAAUCAUUUACACACGGCAGAAGCCUACAGAUACACAUGAUAAAUCACACAGGUGAACAACCUUUUAAAUGUGAUGUUUGUAAUAAAUCAUUCACACAAAGUAACACUCUACAGUCACACAUGAGAAUUCAUACUGGAGAAAGGCAUUUUAAAUGUGAUGUUUGUAGUAAAUCAUUCAUCACUAGUAGUAAUCUACGGCAACACAUCAGAAUUCAUACUGGUGAAAAACCUUUUAAUUGUGAUGUUUGUAGUAAAUCAUUUACUAAUAAAAGUCAUCUUAAGAGACACAUCAGAAUGCAUACUGGAAAAAAACCUUAUAAAUGUGAUGUUUGUAGUAAAUCAUUUUCUGAUUGUAGUCAACUACAGACACAUAUGAGAAUUCAUACAGGUGAAAAACCUUAUAAAUGUGAUGUUUGUAGUAAAUCAUUUACCACCAAUGGUAAUCUACAACAACACAUGAGAUAUCAUACAGGUGAAAAACCUUAUAAAUGUGAUGUUUGUAGUGAAUCCUUCACAUCUAAUAGAAACCUACAGAUACACACGAGUAUUCAUACAGGUGAAAGACCUUUUAAAUGUGAUGUUUGUAGUAAAUCAUUCACACGUGGUAGAACCCUACGGUUACAUAUGAGAAUUCACACUGGAGAAAAACCAUAUGAAUGUGAUGUUUGUAGUAAAUCAUUUAGUCAGAGUGGAGGCCUACAGAGCCACAUGAGAACUCAUACUGGGGCAAAACCUUAUAAAUGUGAUAUUUGUAGUAAAUUAUUUACACGUAGUAGAAACCAACAGAGGCACAUCAGAAAUCAUACUAGAGAAAAAUCAAUAUAAUUGUGAUGUUUGUAGUAAAGCAUUCUCACUAGUGAUGGUCCAAUAUGGCUACUAUCGGUUUUACUGAUAUCAGAUAUUGACAGAGAAAUAUAUCGGCCCAUACAGAUACAAUUACUGAUAAUGGUGGAUAUAAAACUACUGCACAUUAAAUGUUCCGAAUGUCAUAAUAAUCCAUGUAGUUACAUGUCAUUUUUAGUUGAGAAAUGCCCGAACGUGAUUUUUUAAAGGGAUAAUUGGGUCCCGCAUCCUACGCAGUCAAAAAUACACAUACUUAAUUAUUAGCUGUAUGAUUAAUUAAUAAAGUCUAGAUUAUCAGUUAUUGAAUGUUGGUUACGAUAUAAUUCCCUAAAUUGAUCAGCAUCUGUAUGUCUAUCACAGAUGUCAGAAUGGUUUAUGGGGUAAUAAUACGACAUCAGAGCGAUAGUUUCCUUCCACUGUUAAAAACCCCCACGCGCAAGCAAAUUAUUGAAAUAAAAAUAAACCAUAUGUUAGUCCCGAAAUGACCCAGUUUGUGUUGAGUGGACGCUAAACCCCAUUUCUCUCUCUCUCCUGCCAUUGCUGUAACUUGAGAUGAAAAUAAAACCAGAUGUUUGUAUAUUAUUAAUUAAUAAAGUAUGAUCUAUAUUAUAAGUUAUUAAAUGUGCAUAACGAUACAUGUAAUACUUUUAGUAGAAUUUUUGCUCGAGAAAUAACAUAUUCACAUAAUAUGUGAUAUGUACUUAAAAUACUUAAAUAAAGUUUAAUUUUAAUUACAGUAAGAUUUGCUAAUACGUUUUCGAAAUAAUAUAUUAAUAAUAAUGUUAGACAUAAAGUUUAAAAAAAAAAUAGUAAUAGUUAGUUCUUGGUCUGAUGGCAAUGACAUGUUUGAUUGAUGGAUAAAAUUGUACAAACCAAUCAUAAUUAGAAGAAAAAAAAAAAGUUUCAACUUGACACUAUGGUAGCUGAAACAGACCAAUACAAAUCCAAGAAGAAGAAAUGGUUUACCAGUUUACCAAAUUGACAUUUCCUGAGACAGAAUUUAAAGUGAAUCCUGAACUUUAUAAAUAUUAUGUGAUGCGUUUUGAAAUUAGGACACUUGAAGAUUUAAAAAAGACAAUUUGUGUUUUCUGUGUUUAGGCUUAGUGGAUUUUCAUAGGAUUUUACAGUGAUGAACUUUUUGGAGAACUUUUGCAUGCAACUUUUGAUUUUUGAUUAUUUGUGUUUUUAUUUCAUAAUUUUGUUAUAUAGUAUAGUAUCAUUGAUAUUUGCCUGUUGCAUGAAUAAUUAUAGGGUUUAGCACAUAGAAGUUUUAAGAGCCUCCUACCUGUUCAUUUAGCAUAAAUCUUGCAAGUGGGGGAGGUGAUAUAUGUUGAUUUUCUAGAUUUCUGCUACAUUUAUGAAUAGUUAUAUAAUCCACAGAUGUUGGUAUGGUUAUUAUAAAGGAUUCAAGGGAUCUUUUACCCAAUACCGAGCAAAAAGUCUUAAAGAAAGGGACGAAUGUAAUACUUUUAGUAGAAUUUUUGCUCGAGAAAUAACAUAUUAGCAUAAUAUGUACUUAAAAUACUUAAAUCAACUCAGUCUGUAAUUGACAGUUGACACAUAAAAAGAGCUAUUUAUUGAAAACAUAGUCAAUAAUUUACCACCAGAAUUACACGUGAGUGGAAUUAUUCUAAUUGCAUCAUUUGGUUUAAAGUAACCAAUCAUAUCGUUAAUUGCACAGGUUCAGGGCCAUGAACACGCUUAUUUCUGCGUGAUAAACGUGGGUGCUAUAUAAGAUAUCUAUUUGAACCUUUCAAGCCAGACUUCCAUUAGAUUCCAGAGAGCUUCCAUGUGAGUUCUUAGACAGCCGCCAGGCUGGCUAGGGUGGAGAAAUGGUUUUAGUUAGUAUUGUUAUAUAUUAUGCUUGUAUCCAUGGCUAUGCUAUAUAAAAUGUA
Messenger RNA from Patella vulgata (common limpet), 3605 nucleotides. Its product is annotated as zinc finger protein 235. Bases 127 to 1692 code for a protein of 521 amino acids. NCBI's taxonomy places the organism in Eukaryota, Metazoa, Mollusca, Gastropoda, Patellidae. The transcript is spliced from 2 exons. Gene Ontology annotation, molecular function: DNA-binding transcription factor activity, RNA polymerase II-specific; RNA polymerase II cis-regulatory region sequence-specific DNA binding. Gene Ontology annotation, biological process: regulation of DNA-templated transcription. The record is from RefSeq and is a predicted model, not a curated record.